UGUCUUCUAUCCUAUCUAAAUGUCACUCCAUCUACAGUUUUCUCCCACCAGCCUUCGGGGUUUUCCCAUGACCUGCCUAACAGCUUUAACUCCUGCCAUUGUCACAAUCUCAGAAUCAUUUCAUAGAAACCACCGCAGGAGAGAGGAAGAAAAUCAUAGAGAGCAAAUAGAGUAGGAAACCAAACUGGACAGAGAGUAAAUGACCUGAAUGCAGGAUCACAUCCUGUUGACCUUCCAGUCCUCACUGUUCCUAAACACACACCACAGGAUAGUUGUCCCUCUAAAGUACACAGCAGGAUAACUUUUUAAACAAACAAAAUAGAACACAUCAUCUUCUCUAACUUUCUCUAUCAUGGGACCCCAUAGGUAAAGUCAGGUUAAUCUCUGGUUUUCUGGUCAACCAGAUUUAGGAAAAAGAUUUCUCAUUGGUUAAAGGCUGUGUGGUCUCGGUCUCUCUUUUCCUUUAGUGGACAGCUGCCCAGUCCUCUGCCCUUCCACCCCUAACCCCAUCUGCACUCAUGUCCAAAGGUCAGGCCUGACCCCUCACAAGGUCAGUUCUGGUGAGCAAUAGGUGCAGCUAGAGCCACCUGGGCAGGUCCAGUGACCUGUCGUAGCUGGUAGAGACUGUCCAGAGUCCUGCUGGAGGGAUCAGAGAUCUUGAGCAAGGAGACAAGCAACUCAAAUCAUCACCUAGUGGUUGUUAUCCAGUACUGAUUCAGGCUUUGUCACCAUCUACAGUAGAUCUACAGGUCGGGACUGUGUGUGAGGGUGCACAUAUUCUACUUCUGUGCUACACACACAGGCCCCGUGUGCUGACUGGACACUGUCAGAGCACAGCUACAGGACUAUAAAGAGAGAAGUCACUGAGUCCUCCUCUCACUCAGGAUGAAACUCCUUCUGCUGGUUUCUCUGCUCACAGGUGCUACUGCACAGAGCAUCAGCCCUCAGGCUGUGUGGCAGUUGGGCAAUGUGUUCGAGUGCAACAUUCCCAGGAGUGGUACAGUCUUAGAGUACAGAUUCUAUGGCUGCUACUGUGGUUUGGUGAGAUUCGGCGAUCCAGAUGAAGACUUAGACAGUUGCUGCAGGACUCGUGACAACUGCCUUGCUCAGGUCGAUAACCUGGAAAACUGUGCAGUCCUCAUAAGGAACCCCUACACCAGCUCCUACUUAUUCUCAUGUUCUGGGAAUGAGGUCACCUGCAGUGAUGCUUCCUUUGUCCAGUGGUCUUCAGAAUCCUUAGCUGAAUGCCUUCAUGCUCCUGGAAAGAAAAAAAAAAUAAAACCCAGCCCCAGCCCUAACUUUGGGGGUUUCCCUUUUCACAAGUUAUAUCAGAUCAAAUGAAAAGCAUUUGUUAGUCUUAUAAGUUAGUUUAGAUUGAAUGGUCACACUGUUUGAUGAGCUAUAGCCUCUUCUAAUCAAGAAGUCUCUUUUGUUCAAAUAUAAUCUUUAUCAAUUUUGAUGGUAUCCCUAGUUUUUAUUCUCCCAUGGAAACAAAAGCAAAGCCUCUUCCCAACAUAACACAUAUCCUGGUUUCAUUCUGAGGUUAACACUUCUUUAUAGUGUACAGGAUGGUUUAAUUCAGCAGUUUUCCCCUACUAUCCAAUGUCUGUCCACAGCUGUCAUUCCAUUCUCAUUAACAUUUAGAAAAUUUAAUGUUAAUAAAGCAUUUUGCAAUCUA
Peromyscus maniculatus bairdii (prairie deer mouse) is the source of this 1678-nucleotide messenger RNA. The record is from RefSeq and is a predicted model, not a curated record. Lineage: Eukaryota; Metazoa; Chordata; Mammalia; Rodentia; Cricetidae.